Molecule: messenger RNA, 5530 nt
Organism: Electrophorus electricus (electric eel)
Lineage: Eukaryota; Metazoa; Chordata; Actinopteri; Gymnotiformes; Gymnotidae
Gene: sbno2a
Product: strawberry notch homolog 2a
Biological process (GO): regulation of DNA-templated transcription
Cellular component (GO): nucleus
Molecular function (GO): chromatin DNA binding; histone binding
Source: RefSeq, a predicted model, not a curated record
UCGAACGUACGCUCGAGCGGAUAUCGUUAGGCUAGUCAGCUAGCCAAGUUAGCUAAGCUAGCAGGCUAACGAGUCGGCUAGCAGCAGCCAGCUAGCUGGUCAAACAAUAGGGCUCGGCCUCGUUAACAAACCGGAGCGGUUAACGGUCAUCGCCAGGAGUUUAAAACGAGUGAAAUGGAUUUGGUUUGUGUAGUACAGCUUGUAAUUCUUGAAGAGAUGGCUGGAAAAUGACGAGACGUCGCUUCGCUUGACACGUUGGCUUCUUCAGUCGCCAUACAACUCCACAUAGCCUGAUGCCCAUUCUUGCCACAUCUGUUGUCAUGGACACGGAGGACUUCCUGCACCCAGACGGCCCUCAUCUGGGGAGCCCCAAAUAUAGCGUGCCCAGUCCUCCUCUCCCCAACUCUAUAGAGAGUGAGGUGUUUUCCUCUAACGCCUGGCCAUUCUCUCAGCAGUCCGACUUCAGCCAGCCCUAUCCUACGCAACAGUCUGGGAGGCCGUUCCAGCCCUGCGUCUCUGCCGCAGACGUGUUCAGCUCGCUGGCCGACGUGGACUUCUCCGACCUCACGACGGGCAGGAACGGAGACUUCGCACCGGAUCUGUCAUGCAUGGACGACCUGUCCAACGCGUCGCUGUUCUCCUCGCCCCCCGACUCGCUGUCCGAGUACACAGACCCUUCCGGCUUCAGCCUGGACGGCCUGGCUCUUGGUCCCAGCCAGGGCUCCGCUUCCACACCAGCCUACUGGGACACAGCUGGGCCAAACCAGAGAGAGUUGAACCUGAAGUUCUCAGGUUUGAACAAUCUGGAUGUCAUCCCGAUCAACCCGCCGUUAGCCGGAUUCAAGCUCCAUGAAGUGGCCCCGCCCCCGCCCGAGGAGGAAGAGGAAGCGGACGAGGAGGAGACGGAGGAGCUCGGUCACGUGGAUACAUACGCCGAGUACAAGCCCUUGAAAUCCACCAUAGGCAUCUCUCACCCGGACAUUGUGGUGGAGACGAGCACCCUGUCCAGCGUGCCUCCACCCGACAUCACCUACACCCUGUCCAUCCCAGACAGCACCAUCAGUACGGGCCAGCUCUCCGCCCUGCAGCUGGAGGCCAUCAUCUACGCCUGCCAGCAACACGAGGUGAUCCUGAAGAACAAGCAGAGAGCGGGCUUCCUGAUCGGGGACGGCGCUGGUGUGGGCAAAGGCCGCACCGUGGCUGCCAUCAUACUGGAGAACUUCCUAAAGGCACGGAAGAGAGCCCUGUGGUUCAGCGUGUCUAACGAUCUAAAGUAUGAUGCAGAAAGAGACCUCAAGGACAUAGAGGCACCUAACAUCCCCGUCUUUGCUUUAAACAAGAUUAAGUAUGGAGACACAGCUACCUCAGAGGGCGUUCUGUUCGCUACGUACUCUGCUCUGAUUGGGGAGAGCCAGGCAGGGGGGCAGCACCGCACCCGACUGAAGCAGAUCCUGGACUGGUGCAGACCCGACUUUGACGGAGUCAUCGUAUUCGAUGAGUGCCAUAAAGCCAAAAAUGCGACAUCCACCAAGAUGGGCAAAGCUGUCCUGGACCUGCAGAACAAGCUGCCACUGGCGAGGGUGGUGUAUGCUAGUGCCACAGGUGCCUCGGAGCCAAAGAACAUGAUCUACAUGAGUCGUCUGGGGAUCUGGGGAGAGGGAACGCCCUUCAAGACCUUCGAGGACUUCCUGCACGCCAUCGAGAAGAGGGGCGUCGGUGCCAUGGAGAUAGUUGCCAUGGACAUGAAAGUCAGCGGCAUGUACAUCGCCCGGCAGCUGAGUUUUUCCGGCGUGUCGUUCCGGAUCGAGGAGAUCACACUGGACAGCGAGUUCAAGCUGGUCUACAACAAGGCCGCCCGGCUGUGGGCCGAGGCCUUGGACGUAUUCACCCGGGCGGCGGACACCUUGGGCCUGAACUCGCGGAAGUCCCUGUGGGGCCAGUUUUGGUCCUCGCACCAGCGCUUCUUCAAGUACCUCUGCAUCGCCGCCAAAGUGCGGCGCCUUGUGGAGCUGGCCCGGGCCGAGAUGGAACAGGGCAAGUGCAUCGUGAUUGGCUUGCAGUCGACUGGCGAGGCCCGCACUCGUGAGGUCCUGGAUGAGAACGAUGGCCACCUGGACCGGUUUGUCUCUGCUGCCGAGGGGGUGUUCCAGUCUCUGGUACAGAAGCACUUUCCACUGGAGAAACCCAAGCGAGAGAAGAUGGCUGGAAAUAAAAGGAAACGAAAGCCACGGGGCCGCCCCCCCAAGUUCUUGAAACACUGCGUGGAGGUGGGCGGGGUCAUCAAGAUUAGCGACGACUCGGACUCGGACUCAGAGGAGCUCGACAGCGACUCAAACUCCUCCCCCGAGUCGCUGCAGGACAACGACGAUGUCAUCUUUGUCAACCACAUCAACGGGCCCAGCGCAAAACUGGAGGAGUUGAAGCAGGGCCUGCUGGGUAAGAUAGCUGAGCUGGGGAAGGAGCUGCCUCUGAACACGCUGGACGAGCUGAUCGACAGGUUCGGGGGGCCAGAGAGGGUGUCUGAGAUGACUGGGCGGAAGGGCCGGGUAGUGCGGCGGCCGGACGGCAAGGUGCAGUACGAGUCGCGGGCAGAGCAGGGGCUCACCAUCGACCACGUUAACAUCAAAGAGAAGGAGCGCUUCAUGGCUGGGGAGAAGCUGGUUGCAAUCAUCUCCGAGGCAGCCAGUUCAGGCAUCUCCCUGCAGGCUGACAAGCGUGUGCAGAACCAGAGGAGGAGGGUGCACAUGACCCUGGAGCUGCCCUGGAGUGCUGACCGUGCCAUCCAGCAGUUCGGUCGCACUCAUCGCUCUAACCAGGUGAACGCUCCAGAGUACAUCUUCCUGAUCUCAGAGCUGGCAGGAGAGAGACGCUUUGCUUCUAUUGUAGCCAAGCGCCUGGAGAGCUUGGGUGCGCUGACCCAUGGUGACAGACGAGCCACUGAGUCCAGAGACCUGAGCAAAUACAACUUUGAAAACAAAUAUGGUACCAAAGCCUUGGAUAAGAUCACUAAAGCCAUAUUGGGACACAUCGACAACAAGGUCCCCCCACCCAAAACUUACCUGGGCGGUGAAGACAGGUUCUUUGCAGAUAUGAAGAAAGGCAUGAUUGAUGUGGGCAUUUUCUGUAAGGAUCUACGCUUUGGCCUCAACACAGAGAAAGACUGCACCAUCACCAAGUUCCUGAACCGCAUCCUGGGCCUGGAGGUGCACCACCAGAACGCACUCUUCCAGUACUUCACCGACAACUUCGACUACCUGAUUGAGAAGGACAAGAAGGAAGGCAAAUACGACAUGGGCAUUCUGGAUCUCGCUCCGGGUAAUGAUGAGAUCCAUGAGGAAGAACAGGAAGUGUUCUUGACCCCCGGAAACCCCCAGGAAGGCCAGGUCACCCUCUAUAAGAUCAGCGUGGACCGAGGGAUGCCCUGGGACGAAGCCCUCAGCAAAGCAGAGACGCUGACAGCAGAACACGAGGGUUUCUACCUCUCCCACAAGUUGCGUGGGAGCCAGCCCUGCGUGUUGCUGGCUGAGCAAGGCCGAGGGCGGAACCUCAUCAUCUACAAGCCCAACAUCGGCAGGCAGGCUCACCCGGAGAACAUGGAGAACCUGCAGCUGCGCUACCGCAAGGUGCUGCCCGAAGAAGCCAAGGACUGCUGGGAGAAUCAGUUUGUCUUCUCAUUCAAGAAGUGCAGCCAUGCCAACUGGAAAGGCAAGUGUAAGCAGGUGGAGCAGGGUCAGGAGUGCUGGCUGGGCAUGCGUCUGCGCCAGUACCACAUGCUGUGCGGGGCUCUGCUCCGUGUGUGGAAGCGCGUGGCUGACAUCGUCUCGGACGUCACCAACUCCAGCCUGCUGCAGAUCGUGCGUCUCAAAACCAAGCAGAACAGCAAGCAAGUCGGUAUAAAGAUCCCGGAGAACUGUGUGGAGCGCGUGCGUGGCGAGCUCUUGCAGAUGGACGCGGAGGUGAAGCGAGUGCGGCGGGAGAAGGAGGCCCAGGCACAGCAGGAGCAGCAGGCUCUGCGUGCCCGCCAGGAGCUGAUCCUCCGCCUGGAGCAGCAGAAACGUCUCUGCGCGACAGAUGCCUUCGGGAACCCGCCGCUCCGCCUCCGGAGCCCGCCUCCCUACCCCAGCGUGGCCCUGCCCAAGAGCCGGCCAGCCGACGAGGUGCUGGACCUCACCCUCAGCCCAUGCCCAUCGCCGGAGGCGGAAGCAGACGGAGGGAACGGAGGGCUUACCCUAAACGGGCUGGCAGGGCUGGCUGGCGUGUUCGAAAUGCAGAGAGGAGGAGGAGGAGGAGGAGCGGGGAUGAAGAUCCCCGAGACGUUUCACCUAGAAGAGCUGAUCUCGCAGGAGCAGCAGAGGGACAGGCGGGUGACGUCGGAGCACGGGAACACUCGCAUGGCCCCGCCCCUUUUGCCCACCCAUAGCAACCUGCACAUGCUAAAGCAGGGGGGUCUGCAGGCUGUCCAUACGCUCAGACAGCAGCACACGGCGCUCGGCGUACUCCAGCAUGGCACGCCACGCACGCCCCAAGUGCUCAGCGCACAGAGCUCCGCCCCUCCAGCGGCACGAUUCGACAAGCGGCCGUUGCGGCUGUUUCCAGGCAAUGACAGUAAGCAGCUCAUUGGGAUGAAGCCACACGGCAGCACACUGACCAACCACAACCACGCCUUGCAGGGGCGCCAGCUACAGAGGCGUGUGCACGCUGCGCCUCACGCGUCCCGUGCGCCUCACGCGUCCCGUGCGCCUCACGCGCUUCAGCUCCCUCCUCUACAGCAGGGCAGCCAUCAGCGUGUCCCAGUCAUGCACACGCACGUCCCCAGCAUGCAUGCGGCAGAGGGGUCGAACAUGGCCAGCAAGCACGCGCCUCUCGUGCUGAAACGUCGGUUGCCGGAGCUGGGCUCGCGGGCGCCCGGCAGCCAUUCCGUGGCGGACGGCUCCGUGCCGCAGCAGGAUGAGUUCGGCUUUGCCUUCGACUCGUCCGUCCUUGCGCCGUCGCUCCCGUACCCGUUCUCGUCGCAGGCCCCGCCCUCCUCUUCCCCGUCAUUCUCUCACCCGUCUGCUUCGUUCUCCCCUGCCUUCCUGCCCUCGUCCGAGCGCGUGCACCUCCCGCUGGCCAAUGGCCACUGCAGCAUGGACGCGCUGGACGCCCGAGAGCCCCUGGACCUCAUGGCUGGCGGGGCUCCCACUGACCGUCGUCAGUCCGUCAUUCAGUACAAGCCCGUGGACUGGGACGCCACCUAAUGGCCGGGUGUGGUACACCCAUGCGGUGCUACGCCACGCGCCUGUCAGUACUGUCAGUUCUCCUUGUUUGUGAUGUUUGUUGGGUGUCCCGAAUUUGAAGAGGUGUUGUUUUUUUGUUGUUGUUGUUUUUGUUUUUUUUGGUUCUUUCUUUCUUGUGUCGAUUUCAGUCAAUUCUAUGCUGACCAUAAGCUAGGUCUUUCAGCUGUGUUUUGGUCAGCGUUUUUGUGUGUGUGUGUGUGUGUGUGUGUGUGUGUGUGUGUGUGUGUGUGUGUGUGUGUGUGUGUGUGUGUGUG